This is a messenger RNA of Coccinella septempunctata (seven-spotted ladybird), 1344 nucleotides long. RefSeq lists its product as uncharacterized. The transcript has a single exon. NCBI's taxonomy places the organism in Eukaryota, Metazoa, Arthropoda, Insecta, Coleoptera, Coccinellidae. The record is from RefSeq and is a predicted model, not a curated record. The coding region runs from base 1 to 1344 and encodes 447 amino acids.
AUGCAAACCACAAAACAAAUAUUCGAAUCAGUUCUCACUACUCCACAGAAAGCCCAACUUUACAACAGCACUGUGGUACCCAGUGUCAUCUACAUCAUGGGCAACUUAUACCCCGAUGAAAAAAGAGCAUCAACUCUGAAGAAAUGUAGAGAUAUUGAUAAGGAGGUGAGGAAAGUCCUUGUGAAAAAUAAUAUAAAAUGGAAAACAACAUCAAAUGACCAUGUAUACCUCCCAAUCAGCAAGGGAGGAAUCGGCCUGAAGUCUAUCGAGGUGGAAACUGAAAUUCAGAUGGUCAGGAAGGGCAUAUACAUCAGGUCACAUACUGAAAUGAAAGAAGCAGAGGAAAAAUACCUGGCCCUGCAAAGAGGAGAAUGGAGAAAUCCUCUAAGUGACCAAGAAUUCGUGAUGGACAAAUAUGAAUGCCCUGAAAUUAGAUAUGACACCCAAAACAUCAGGAAAAACUGCAGCUUGCUCAAGAAACACAUAGAGACCACAUUCCUUGGCCAACUACAGGAGGGAUGGGCCCGGAACAUGAAUUAUGGCCGGAUAUUUACGAAAGAAGAGGAUAUUGAGAUUCCAGCCUCCCUGUCCCCGCUCAUGGAUGGAUGGAGAUUUUCCUUACUGCAUAGUGCCGCAGAGGAGCAAAUACAUGGCUUAGGGUGUAUCCCGGGAAGACAGAAGAACUGCAGAAAGGGAUGCAACAAAACAGAAACUGCAUACCACGUAAGCAGUGCAUGUAUCACACGUGCAUAUACUACCAGGCACGACUAUGCAGUACACUGGAUCCUGAAAACGUUGCUGAAAAGCCUGGGUGCUCCGGAGGCCAUCGGGACCAACCUACAGUUUGGCAAAGCCACUCUCAAUGUGGAUUUUGAGGGUAAGAGAAAAGUCGAAAUAAGAGCUGGCAUGAAGUUACUCACGGAAAAACGACUGCACCAUAAUAAGCCAGACAUUUUUAUACAUCUAUGGAAUCCAGAGGAAAUACUGAUCCUCGAAGUCUCAGUCGCUCACCUGCAAAAUUAUCGACUGCAGGAGAAAAUCAAGAAAUCAAGGUACGCCAUCAACAGCUGCUCCCAUGUAGACCAUCAAAAUGUGGGUGAAAUAUCCAGGGACCUGAACCUAGUUGGAGAGCUACAAUCUCUCUACAAUUGCCCCGUACACCUGGGAAUAUUCGUGAUCGGUUGCUUUGGGGAGAUAGUGGCAACUGACGAGCACAAACACUUUAAAAAAUUACUCUCUAGAAUAGGAGUGACAAAUCUUGAUAUGAAAAUCUUGAUCAAUAAAUGCUCUUACAGUGUUGCUGUCUCCACGAGCAAUAUCAUAUUAAAACAUCUGGGCUCAUAG